CUCGCCUUCUCCGUCUUGUCUCUCAGGGCCCCCCUCCUUUUCGGCAAGUGUAGAUAUCUCUCUCCUUGUCGGUCCACUCGCUACCCUCACGUUCGUUCCCCCACCGUUACCUCGUCAUGGCAGCUCUUAGGGCCGUGGCAGCCGUUGUGGCGGCAGCCACCAUGGUUGGCCGUGUCCAUGCCACCGAGAAUCCCCUUCCUCCCUGCCUGGACCCCUUCCAGCCCUUUGUCUACUCGGGCUGCUUCCAGGACACGGGCAGCCCGCAGAUCCUGCCCUACCGCAGCCCGGCUCCUACCGAUGACAUGACCGUUGACAAGUGCGUGGCCGAGUGCAAGGGCAACGGCUACCGCUAUGCCGGUCUCGUGUACCACGGCGUGUGCUACUGCGGCCAGACGGUCAACGGCCCGCAGGUCGAAGAGUCUCAGUGCAACAUGCCGUGCAACGGCAACUCGUCGCAGAUCUGCGGCUCCGACAACAUCUUCUCUAUCUACCAGGACCCCACCUUCCAGCCUGUUGAAGAAGUCACCGUUGAGGACUAUGAUCCCCUUGGCUGUUGGACCGACGACUCGAGCUACGGCCGCGCCCUGGUAUACCGCCAGGACCAGCUGGACUCCUCUACUAUGACCACGACCAAGUGCUUGCAGGCUUGUCGGGAUGGCGCCUUCCCCUUCGCUGGUAUUGAGUUCGGCGGCGAAUGCUAUUGCGGCGUCGUCAUUGGCAACGGCACAUUCGCUGCCGACGCCAGCGAAUGCAACAUGCCUUGCAACGGAGCGCCGAAUGAGACAUGCGGUGGGCGUUCUCGCCUGAACCUGUUCGUUGCCGAUGAGCUCCAGAGUCUGCAGCCGUGCGGGUACGAGCCGCCCGUGUCGAGCACCUCUGUCCCCCCGACGACCUCCACCACGACGUCCAGCUCUUCCACUUCCUCUACUUCCACGCUCACUACCACCACCAGCGAGGUGCCCACCACCACAACCACGACGUCCAGCUCCUCCACUUCCUCUACUUCAUCUAUCCUCACUACCACCACCAGCGAGGUACCCACCACCACCCCGACCUCCACUAAGACCAAGACAUCGUCGACCACGACGACCAGCAGUUCGGUCUGCGUGACCACUACCGUUGUCCCGCCCAAGUGCGAGUGGAAGUGCGGAAAGUGGUGUUCCUCGCCCCUGCCCGACUGGGACGAUGCCAAGUCCUGCAAGACCGCGUGGUCGAGCUGUGCCCUGCAGGUCGCCUCGUGCUUCAAGCACGCCGGAUGGCCCGACGUUCUUGAAUGCUUCGACUUUGGCGAGUGGUGCGCCGACGUCGAGAAGUACUGCAACAGCAACUCCAAGGGCGGCUGCAAGAAGGGUGACUUCUGGGGCAAGAAGCCGCCCAAGGGUGGCCCGCACAACCCUCCCCAAAGUCAGACGACCGUAAUCACCACGACAUGCGCCCCGACCAAGACUACUGUGACUGCUGGUCCCACCACCACCACCACCACCAAGAAGCCUACUAGCACCACCACGAAGAAGCCUACUACCACGACCACCUCGUCCACGACCAAGUGCCCCAUUCCGACGCCGACAAACAUCUGCGUCCAGCCCAGCAACCCGCACUACGGCUACGGCCCGGGCAAGCCGGUCGGUGGCAUCGAGAUGCCCGUCGUGACAUGCAACGACCUCGCUGAGGACUGGCCCUACUACCCGUUCAAGCAGUACACCGACACGGAUAGCAAGAAGUGCAAGCGCUACCCGCGCAACCAGUGCUCCAACGCCUGCAUCGACGCUUGCAAGGAGCAGUACGAGGACUGCACUGACGUCUACGCCGAGGGCUGCAAAACCAAGGGCGGUCGCGGCAACAGCCGGCCCCGCGAUCAGAGCCCGGCCAAGAGCUUCUUUGCGUUUGCCCGCAGCGCCGAGAAGAGGACGUACCGCUGGCAGGACAACUACGACGGCGCCAAGAACAAGUGCAAGGCGCAGUACGAAGACUGCCUGAGGGUCAAUCGCGGCGUGACGGGCGCCGGCAAGUGCCCCAAGUUUGGCGGGUGGUAAGGUCAGUCUUAGCUACCUUAUCCCGCUAGGAUUUCUUGUUUGAUGAGCAGGAAAGGAGACUUAAUGAGUGCAUGUCGUCAAGGCACAUGAACAAGGAUGAGAAGGGGAAAGGAAGGCCAGAUGGGUGGAAAACGGACUCUAUUCUUACACUCCUUAUAUGUAAAUGUUAAUAUUUAGUGUUUAAACUGGUGGCCUUUGUUUGGAAAAAACGGCGUAAC
Molecule: messenger RNA, 2251 nt
Organism: Canariomyces notabilis
Lineage: Eukaryota; Fungi; Ascomycota; Sordariomycetes; Sordariales; Chaetomiaceae
Product: WSC-domain-containing protein
Exons: 2
Coding region: 117-2033 (638 amino acids)
Cellular component (GO): plasma membrane
Source: RefSeq, a predicted model, not a curated record